Messenger RNA from Triticum turgidum subsp. durum (durum wheat), 1218 nucleotides. Lineage: Eukaryota; Viridiplantae; Streptophyta; Magnoliopsida; Poales; Poaceae. The record is from the annotation of a GenBank genome assembly.
AUGGAGUGCUUUGGCCCAUUGCAUGAGGCAGCGGGUAAGGGAAGAUUGGAGACUUGCAAAUACUUGGUGGAGCAGAUUGGGUUUGACAUCAAUGUUGAUGCCAACAAUGAUUCGGGCAUGACACCUCUGGCUUGUGCAGUGUCACAUGGUAAAUCCAUUGCUGCGAAGUAUUUGCUUGACAAAGGUGCUAAUCCUGAUAAGCAAGACAACAAAGGCUUUACUCCUCUGCACUACGCUACAAAAGAAGGGAAGGACCGACUGGUUCGACUCUUGCUAUCUAAAGGAGCUAGUGUUGAUGUAUUCUCUUGUGAAGGGACGCCACUACAUGUUGCUGCCUCAUAUGGGAAGGCUGGCAUCAUGCAGAUUUUGUUGCAGCACAAUGCUGAUCCAAACAGGGUCUCAGCAGAUUUAGGUACACCCAUGGCUGCAGUUCUUUGUGUUGCUUCUGGAAGAAUUAGUGAGUCUGCUGCUUUGAAGUGCAUGAAGCUCCUUGUCAAGGCCGGUGCUGAUUUGAACUGUACAAAUCCUGAUACUCCAUUGGUUAUGGCAACUAGCAAAUACUUGUCUGAAUGUGUUGAGUACUUGUUGGAGGUCGGCGCAGAUGCCAAUAUUCCAAGCAAUCAUGGCCAUAUGGCACCAAUAGAAAUUGCUGCAAAAUCUGGAAGGAAAAAGCUUGUGGAGAUUCUAUUUCCUUUCACUUCACCCAUUCAAUCUAUGUCCAAUUGGAAUGUUGAAGGAAUCAUUGCCCAUGCAAGAUUAAGGCAUUCAGAGAACAAGGGUAAGCAAAGUGAUAAAGGUAGCCGGGUUAGGCUUAAAUUGAAUGCAGAAAAAGGCAACCAUGAAAGGGGACAAGACAAGGGAGGUGAUAAAGAUAAGAAGACUGAGCUAAACUUACUUGGUGCAAAAGCAGUCGAGCGGAAGGACUAUGCUGCUGCAUCAAAGUUCUACAGUGAGGCAAUCAAAGUGGAUCCUGCCGAUGCAAUGCUGUAUUCAAAUAGGAGUCUAUGUCAUCUAAAGAGUGGUGAAGCAUAUGCUGCUUUGCUUGAUGCUAAUGCUUGCAUAAGGCUGCGAGCUGAUUGGCCAAAAGGUCACUAUCGGAAGGGAGCUGCCCUCAUGUCGCUCAAGAGGUGUAAGGAAGCAUGUCAUGCAUUCUUGACUGGAGGGGAGCUGGAUCCUGCAAAUGUGGAGAUACGUCAAGCAUUUUGGUAUGUUUUUUAA